Sporothrix schenckii 1099-18 is the source of this 357-nucleotide messenger RNA. RefSeq lists its product as uncharacterized. The transcript has a single exon. The record is from RefSeq and is a predicted model, not a curated record. The coding region runs from base 1 to 357 and encodes 118 amino acids. Lineage: Eukaryota; Fungi; Ascomycota; Sordariomycetes; Ophiostomatales; Ophiostomataceae.
AUGGUUACACAAGAGCCGCAUAAGCGCAUGGCAAAUCACGCCAACAGCCUUGCAAGAUGGCAUUGGUGCGGAACCGUGGACACGGUUGUCGUGCUUCCAGUCGAUGGCAGCAACGAUGGACCGACGAUAGGUACACCCCAUGAGGCAUCGGUCCACGGCGGCCAACGAUGCCCAGAGGAGUGGUGGUGUGCGGAUGCGACAGUUUGGACACCGCGGAUGGCAACCGGUGACACCACUACAGAUGGGCGAUAUGCAGACCACGUGCAUAAUGAUCUGGGGUACAUGCUUCCAGAAGGAAUGUUCCGGGCGGGACAAGGAAACAAUGCCAAAGGCAACAAAACAUACGAAGGAGGCUAG